Molecule: messenger RNA, 2265 nt
Organism: Letharia columbiana
Lineage: Eukaryota; Fungi; Ascomycota; Lecanoromycetes; Lecanorales; Parmeliaceae
Exons: 2
Coding region: 1-2265 (754 amino acids)
Source: RefSeq, a predicted model, not a curated record
AUGGUAUACCACACGAUCCAGACGCUGCUUGAGAAUGUCAAGACUCGAUCGGAUCCAGGUUCUGGAACGGUUCUCUGCGAUGCCUGUCAGGGCAUGUUCAAAAUCUGGAACCGACCACAGCAUACCCCCAUCAUUGGCACCCAGGUAGCUUUUGACGCCGUGAGAUGGUAUGGGAAGCUGGAUUACUUCAGCGUCAAUAAUAUGAGGCGCCAUCAUUCCUCGUCAGAGGAUAUGCAGGCAGCGGCCGACCAAGGCUGCCAGAUAUGCCUCGUUCUGUGUGAGCAUUGGGCACAAUUCGACGAGAGUGAGCAGCGUCGCGUAUCAGCCUUUGUAUCUGUAAUCCAACAACCGAUAUGCGGGUUCAUCCGAAUGCAAGCCAAACCAGGAAUGCGAUUUUGGUGGCUCGAUUUUUGGCGCAAUGCUAGAUCUUUUGCCUUGUGGUUGCGUUACCGAAAGACAUUUUCAUUGUACCGCGUUCAGCAACUCGCCAGGAACGAAGCUACAACCAUACUCUUCCAAUUUGGUGACGCUGACGAUCGCGCCGUCAUUCUCGAGCUUCAUCCACAUCUCGAUUGGUGGCAUACAUCCGCCUGCACCGUAUGUGACGGAAGCGCGGUCCAUGAGUUGGGCGACAGCACGGGUUCCCCAGAUACCAUAGCUCAAAUUAAGCAAUGGUAUGGGAAUUGUGUAGAAGGCCAUCCAGAUUGCUCUCCGGGUAGAUUCACACCGGCUUUUGAAAACGCCAGUUGGAUACCCACUCGUCUGAUCAAUAUUGGCCAAUCGAACGCAUCAAAGAAGUGCUUUCUACAACUGUCCAACGAACUAUCUCCGGUAUCAUACAUGACUUUGAGUCAUUGCUGGGGCGAGCGAGACGGGCCAAGGCCUCCAAAGCUCACAAACGCCAACGUUGAUUCAAUGAGAAACCGCAUCCCCAUCGAAGCUCUGCCGCGUAGCUUCAACGAUGCCGUCCAAGUUGCACGCAGUUUGGGAGUAAGCUACUUGUGGAUCGAUUCGUUGUGCAUCAUUCAAGAUUCAAUGGAGGACUGGCGACGAGAAUCGCGUCUCAUGGACAAGGUCUAUCGGUAUUCUGCGUGCAACAUUAUGGCGGAAGCGGCCAUAAAUUGUGAUGGAGGUUUGUUCUUCGGGAGAGAUCCGCAACGACUUGGCAUAUUUACUCUUGAUGAGAAGCAAACCUCGAGCCUGUCACAUAGAUCAACCGUCUGCUUUACCAAAGACUAUGUCAAUUCGAAGUCUGAUAGGGGAAAUGGUAGCCCGCUAUAUUCUCGUGGCUGGGUCUGUCAGGAGCGCUGGCUUGCCCCACGUCAGAUAUCAUUCCAUUCUAAUCAGGUUUUUUGGGAGUGUACCAAACUCAAAGCAUGCGAGGCAUUUCCUUCCUGGGAAGCCAAGGUUGAUCAAGAUGGAAACUUUCCGACCCAACGCCGGACUUCUCAGCCAUGGGACAAAGGCCUAGUUUAUCCGCAUAGACACACUGUCAAUCGAAGGGAAACUUUUUCUUUCAGUUGGCGUGCAAUGGUCGAAACUUAUACCACCUGCACCCUCACCGAGGAGCAGGACAAACUGAUUGCAAUUCAAGGCCUCGUCAACAUUUACAAAUCGCUCCGGGACGAUGAUUACCUUGCAGGCCUCUGGCGAAAGCAGUUACCAUCUGGGCUGAUGUGGACAACUCGCAACGGUCUCCAAGCAAACGGUGAACCCACAUACAGACCGGGGACAUAUCGCGCCCCAUCCUGGUCUUGGGCUUCUGUUGAAGGCAUAAUCGAAAUCUUCCCAGAAGUCUAUCCCGAAGAAGAGAGAUGGGUCGAGUUGUGCCAAGUCCUAGAGGCCAGGACUACUCCGUUGGGCGAGGAUACCACAGGACAGGUCAGUGACAGUUACAUCAAACUACGCGGACGCUUGCUCAGCACUGAAGACUUGAGCUUCCAUAGUUCCCCUAAAGGCAAGAUUGUUCAGAUAACGAGAUCCCGUGGGGGUGAUCCUUCAAAGUCUUGGAUCAAUUGCCAGAUCGAUGAUACCGUUCAAUGGUCACCCAAGAACAAUGUACUAUUGCCGGUCCUCCAAUGCGAUCAUCGCUCACCUCAAUCUUGCAUGCUGAAGGGCUUGGUUUUGGUUCCGGUAGAAGGCCAUGCAGAUACAUUUGAACGAAUCGGUACUUGGAAUGACAACGCGACUCGCGAGGGCAUUGACCCUUUUGGCUGGUUCAAAGAGGCUGCGGAGCAAGAAGAGCGAGUCAUCCUCUUGGUAUAA